This is a messenger RNA of Anisakis simplex (herring worm), 693 nucleotides long. The record is from the annotation of a GenBank genome assembly. NCBI's taxonomy places the organism in Eukaryota, Metazoa, Nematoda, Chromadorea, Rhabditida, Anisakidae.
AUGAUGAAGAAAGUAUUUCUAAUUAUAUUAGUGAAGAUAAAUCAAAACUUUCAGCAAGUGAUGGCCAUGCAGCACUACCCCACAGCACAAUUCCCGCAGUAUCCAAUGACAAGUCCAUUCGCAACCGCAACAGCUGUCGUUGCAUCGCAAAGUACCGCAGCCUCUAUGCCACGGUAUCCCCUCAGCACUCCAGCUAACGAGAUAGACACGGAUCCACGUGAAUUGGAACGAUUCGCAGAGCAUUUUAAGCAAAGGCGAAUAAAACUAGGAGUCACACAAGCCGAUGUCGGUAAAGCGUUGGCACACCUGAAGAUGCCCGGCGUUGGUUCGCUGAGUCAAUCGACCAUUUGUCGAUUCGAGAGUCUUACGCUAUCUCAUAAUAAUAUGGUCGCGUUGAAACCCAUUCUCCACUCAUGGCUUGAUAAAGCAGAAGAAGCGAUUAAAACAAAAGAUUCCGUAGGUGAUUCGCAAGGGAUUUUACCGAAUACAGACAAGAAACGGAAGAGGACGUCGAUCGCAGCACCUGAAAAACGCCUUUUGGAAGAUUAUUUUAGACAACAGCCACGACCUAGCGGAGAGCGGAUAUCUGCGAUCGCUGAUAAGUUAGAUUUGAAAAAGAAUGUUGUUCGGGUUUGGUUUUGUAAUCAACGACAGAAACAGAAAAGGUCAGUAAUCAUCACUACCUUUAUUUAA